GCGUUGGGAAAGGCAGACGACCAUCGUCAGUGCGUGGCUCCGAAGAUAUUGCACAGCCACCGACGCUGUGAUCUUCCGCGUGGCGCUGUUUGUGGAGUCCAGUGGUUUGAUUGACGUGAUGUCAUCGGAAGCGGCGUCUGGGAUGGACAUUGAUAGCGGGGCAGGGCGCGGCGGUUUGACGACGGCGGAGAGGACGACUUUUGCUGCGGUGGUUAAUGUCGUCCUCUUCCACUGCCAGAUGGCGAGCAAUGACGCGAACUUCAAAGCGGCUGCUCGUGCACGGUGCAAGCUGUUGGCGCUUCCGACGACUGGGCAGUGCUUGGAUGUGGCUUCCAUUUCCGACGCGGUGCUGGAGGUCUACUACGCGAUGGGGUGCGGGGGGUUUCCAAGGGCGACUCCACGGUGGUGGGUGAAGCGGCGAACGGGCGGCACGUGGGAGGAUGUGCGGCAAUGUGAUGACGCAACGGAUGAUUACUUCAAGGAGAAGCUUCGAAUGUCGCCUCGUGUUUUCCGCGAGAUCGCGGAGACUCUUUCCCCACUCCUUCAACGCCGUGUGACGUGGGCCACUGGGGAGACGUACGACAGCGGGACGUGUAGCUUCGGCAUCGGGAGGGCUUCCGGCAUCACGGCGGUGCAUGACGUGACGGCGGCAUUGCUGACUGCUUACCCCGACAAGAUAUUAUGGCCCACAGGUUUGCAGAAGGCGGUCGUGUUGCACGCCUUCGCUGACAAGGGUUUUCCAAACUGCCAUGGGUGCAUCGACUGUACACAUAUCUACAUCGAAAAACCCGCGAACGCCAACGGUGAGGACUACUACGACAUGAGACUUCGAUUCUCCGUGCAGGCGCAAGUGGUGGUCGACAUGAACUUGCGUGUGCUGGACGUCUUCGUCGGUUAUCCGGGGAGUGUGCAUGACAUGAGGAUGCUGAACCUGUCAAGUUUGUGGGUGCGCGCGGAGUCAGGACAACUUUUCACUGGGCUGCAUGUGAUGCUGCCUUUCGGUGUGCGGACUAAUGGCUACUUGCUCGGCGACAACGGUUAUCCGCAGUCGGAAUGGAUAGUCGUCCCUUACGGCGGUCUCGCGCAACACCCGACAGAGGCACGCUUCGACACCAAACAGAAGACGGUCAGGGGAUCAGUGGAGAGGGCGUUUGGCAGACUGAAGGGGAUGUGGAGGUUGUUCCUCCGCACCCACAAGUGCAACAUGGACAGCUUGCUGCAACAAUUCGUCGUCGUCUGCAUCCUCCACAACAUACUCAUUGACGCCGGCGUCCCGUUUGACAACAAUCUGCUGUGGGAGGUGGGUCCAGACGGCGUGCGACGUAGAGUGGAUCUGGGGAUGCAUCAACCAUUGAGGCCAGUGUGCAUGGAGUCUUCGACGGGGGAUGCGCUGAUAUUGAGGGACACGUUGGCGGAGCGGAUGAUUGCGCAGUGAGGUUGGCCGUGUU
Messenger RNA from Chara braunii, 1448 nucleotides. The record is from the annotation of a GenBank genome assembly. NCBI's taxonomy places the organism in Eukaryota, Viridiplantae, Streptophyta, Charophyceae, Charales, Characeae.